GCGGGGUCCAACCACACUCCUCGUUAUGCAGAAACCUCUUAGUACUUCACCCCACCCCGUUUUGCGACGUUCCUGACCUCACCCACCCCCACUUCGCAUACUGAACUACUUUGUGCCUUGGCGGCCGCCGUACGGCGCUGCCUUGUGGCAUUAGGAGUCGUUCUUGGUUUCGCGGGAGGUGCGGAUCGCUUUUCGUCCCGCAGUCGGGGGGAAGAGUGGUUUCUCCCAAGCUGUUUCCGCUAUGUUGUAAAGGAACAGGCGUGCGGGACAAAGAGAGGAUGCUGCGCUUUGUAGCCCGUGCCUUCUGUUCUCCGCUUUUCUGUGACAACAACAACAACCCCUCCAGGACUGGCAGCCAGGGGAUCCCGGAGUCUUGCUGAUACCCAUAAGCCCCUUGGGCAUUCUUGUCCGGGCCAUGUCCUGUAACCCGACCGGCUUUCUUACCCCUCUGCUGACAUCAGCAAACUAGUAACUAAACUAGUAGGCCGGAAGGCGCUCAGCUUGUUGAAGGAUAUUGUUUAUCAGGAGGGGAGAAUGGCCAACCAACCCGUCAUCCUCAAUGUGUAUGAUAUGUACUGGAUUAAUGAAUACACAUCAUCCAUUGGGAUAGGAGUUUUCCACUCCGGAAUUCAGGUAUAUGGAAGAGAGUUUGCUUAUGGCGGACACCCCUAUCCAUUCUCUGGCGUGUUUGAAAUCUCUCCUGGAGAUUCCAGCGAACUAGGAGACACCUUUAAAUUUAAAGAAGCGAUUGCCCUGGGGAGCACGGAUUUCACAGAAAACGAUAUUGAAAAAAUAAUAGAGGAACUAGGAAAAGACUAUAAAGGAAAUGCAUAUCAUCUCAUGCACAAAAAUUGCAACCACUUCUCAUCAGCUUUAUCAGAGAUCCUCUGUGGGAAGGAGAUUCCUCGCUGGGUUAACAGACUAGCCUACUUCAGUUCCUGCGUACCAUUUUUGCAAAGCUGCCUACCCAAGGAAUGGCUGACACCGGCUGCUUUGCAGUCUAGCAUAAGCCAGGAACUCCAGGAAGAACUGGAGGAAGCUGAAGAUGCUGCUGCAUCAGCCUCCACCUCUACAACUACAGUCCCCAGACCUGGGCGCCACACCAAACUAUAAAAGUAUACCUUAAGGAGAAGAAUGCAUUUGCAAUGUUUAGAGUGAUCUCCAGCAACUGAUAUUCCUACCCCACAAUUGGGAUGUGAGAACAUAUCUUUCCCCUUCUCAGCUCAGGAUUCUAUUUGUAUUCGGCAAAAUACGCGUGAUAAAACAUGUGCAAGUCACUUUGUCACCCAUUUGUCGAUGCUCCUAUAUUAUAUCAUACACGUCCUGCCUUUGUUUUAGUAAUUGUGUUAAUGUAUUUUUUUCAGUAUUCGGAUUUUUGCUGUUUACAAGUCUUAAUGCAUCUUACUGCUAUCUAUGAAAGGGAGAUAUGUAUGGCUGUUACGGUCUUUUACCUCAUAUUUACAGAUACUUAGAAAUAAUGUAGCUGUAUUGCAGCAACACAACUGCUUACAGAUGUUUGAGCAGGUUUCAUACAAGGGGCGUAAA
Xenopus laevis (African clawed frog) is the source of this 1545-nucleotide messenger RNA. It is a transcript of the gene desi2.S, whose product is annotated as desumoylating isopeptidase 2 S homeolog. Gene Ontology annotation, cellular component: cytoplasm. Gene Ontology annotation, biological process: protein modification by small protein removal; protein deubiquitination. Gene Ontology annotation, molecular function: deubiquitinase activity; cysteine-type deubiquitinase activity; palmitoyl-(protein) hydrolase activity. The record is from RefSeq and is a predicted model, not a curated record. NCBI's taxonomy places the organism in Eukaryota, Metazoa, Chordata, Amphibia, Anura, Pipidae. The coding region runs from base 535 to 1113 and encodes 192 amino acids. The transcript is spliced from 5 exons.